Talpa occidentalis (Iberian mole) is the source of this 2506-nucleotide messenger RNA. Its product is annotated as hyaluronidase PH-20-like. The record is from RefSeq and is a predicted model, not a curated record. Bases 663 to 2354 code for a protein of 563 amino acids. Gene Ontology annotation, molecular function: hyalurononglucosaminidase activity. Lineage: Eukaryota; Metazoa; Chordata; Mammalia; Eulipotyphla; Talpidae. The transcript has 8 exons. Gene Ontology annotation, biological process: hyaluronan catabolic process; carbohydrate metabolic process. Gene Ontology annotation, cellular component: acrosomal vesicle.
AAUCUAAAUAGAAGCAAACACGGCUUAGAAUUCAAGCAAGGGAGAGAAAGACAUUUUUACUUAGGUUCUGGACCAGAUCAGUCAGUAUCAUAAAACCGACUUUCAUCACUUGCAAGCAACUAGAUCGAAGGAGAUCGGUGCUUGGUGCCUCGGGGUGCCCUAACCUGGCUUGUAGAGAUCCUUGUCACGAGGUGAUUCUUAAGAGAGCGUGCCGAGAAGCAGCCCAGUCAAAACUGGAGUAGUGCACGGGCCAUUGAAUAAUUUAAGGAGAAAAGCGAACAACAGGCUACAGAGGAAACUGAAGGCACCAGCACCUGCGGAGCAGGCAGCAUUUGGAUGAACCUAAAGGAAUAAGAGGUGUGAGGUGGGAUCCCAGGGGAAUGAGGCACUGGUAAUAAAGGAAGUGUUAUUCUUAAACUUUGACAUGACAAGUUCUAAGCCCUUACUGCUUAUAUGUGGAAGGCAAAUAAGCCACUCUAAUGACAGAAGACACAGUGUACAUUCCAGGUUAAAUGCUGCAGAGCUAUUAGAUUGCCUGGAACGCUUUCUGACCGACUGACAUCUUAGAGGAAAACUGUAAAAUUUUUACUUCAGAACAAAUACUAAAUAAACCAAAGUGUCCAGGAAGAAAGAAGUGAUUUUUCACAGUUAUUUUCUUUGCCAUGGGAGUGCUAAUGUUCAAGCACAUCUUCUUCAGAAGCUUUCUUGGAUUCCAUGCAACACUCCUUCUGUUUCCAGUCUGUUUGACGCAAGAUUAUACAGCCUUUCCUAUUUUUCCAAAUGCUUCUUUCCUCUGGGCUUGGAAUGUCGCAAUUCACAAUUGUGUUAAUUUCAGUAUAAAGAUAGAUUUGAGCCUCUUCUCCUUAUCAGGAAGCCCCGGGCUACACCGCCCAGGACAAGGUGUUGUAAUAUUUUAUAAGGAAAAGCUGGGCCACUAUCCUUAUGUACAUAAAGGUAACAAUGUGAGUGGAGGAAUCCCUCAGUUGGCAAAUCUGCAAAGUCAUUUGGACCAAGCUAGGAAAGACAUUUGCGGUUCCUUUAGACCAAACGACGUGGGCUUGGCUGUAAUUGACUGGGAAGAAUGGAGGCCCCUUUGGGAAAGAAAUUGGGUUGCAAAAGCUGUUUACAAAAAUCAAUCUAUUGAUUUAGUUCUCCAAAAGAAUAAGACACUCAAUUCUACAUAUGCAGAACUAGUUGCCAAAGCGGAGUUUGAAAAAGCUGGAAGGGAUUUCAUGCUAGAGACUUUAGAAUUGGGACUAUUACUACGGCCAAAAUACUUAUGGGGUUUUUAUCUUUUUCCUGAUUGUUACAAUCAUCGUUAUGAGAAAGAACGAGCUUACAAUGGAAGUUGCCUUGAUAAAGAAAAAGAAAAUAAUGAUUUGCUUGACUGGUUAUGGAAAGGAAGCACUGCCCUUUACCCAUCCAUUUAUUUGAAUACCAGAAUAAAUGGUUCCAAUACUGCGCUCUUUGCCCGGAAUCGUGUGCUGGAAGCCCUUCGAGUUUCUAAAGUGCGAAACAAUAUGGACCCGCUUCCAGUUUUUGUAUAUUUCCGUCUAGUUUUCACUGAUAAAAUUAAGACUUUCCUUAGUGAGGAUGACCUUGUGCAUACAAUUGGGGAAAGCGUUGCUCUAGGCGCCUCUGGAAUGGUAAUAUGGGGCAGCUCCAAUUUAACCCGAAAUCAGACAGAUUGCACGAACCUAGCCAAUUUUAUGAAGAAUACCCUGAAUCGUUACAUAAUCAAUGUCACCCUAGCAGCCAAAAUGUGUAGCCAAGUGCUUUGCCAAGAUCAGGGAGUGUGUAUAAGGAGAAACUGGAAUUCAAGCGACUAUCUUCACCUGAACCCAAAGAUAUUUACUAUUCAAAUUUUGAACGACGGAAAAUAUGUGGUAAAAGGGAAGCCCACACAGGACGACCUACAGCAAUUUUAUCAAAAAUUUCAUUGCAGCUGUUAUGCCAAUAUCCGUUGUAUGACUAGAGUGAAUGUGACUACUACAAAUCUUACCCCUCUAUGUGUUGGUAAUAAUAUUUGUAUAGAUGCCUUUGUAAACUCAGCUCUCAGUGGUCCUUCUAAAUUGAGUGGCAUCUCUUCAGGUGCUUAUAGCAGUGCUGCGUCUACUAUACCAUAUACUACAAUGUCCCCAUGUGCUUCUGGAAAAGACCUCAAUGAGAGCCUCCAAACAAAAUGCUUAGUGGAAGCUAUCUCCAACAUCCUCCAAGAAGAACAUGAGCGUACCUUAUGUAAUCUAACCACUCCUAAUGAAACAACCUUUACCAGUACAAGUUCAAUGGGAAAGAUCACAUAUUCAAGAGGAGGGAGAAUGUUUCUUGCUAUGCUGAGUUUGGUGUAUAUUUGAAGAAGAUUGACCUUGAAAUUGAAAAAUUACAGCGGUGUGUGGUGAAUGUUAUGAUAGAAACUCAGCAUACUGUCGCAUAAAAACAUGAUUCCAUGAGUGCCUUUUAUGCUAUAUCUAUAAGUGACCCAAUAAAAUUUUAAUAUGUUGUGCUG